Molecule: messenger RNA, 9108 nt
Organism: Porites lobata
Lineage: Eukaryota; Metazoa; Cnidaria; Anthozoa; Scleractinia; Poritidae
Source: the annotation of a GenBank genome assembly
AUGAUUUCCCAACCUGCGUUUGUUGUUAUUGCCUUUGCUUUUCGCUUUUUGCAUGUCUGCUUGGCGCAAAACGAGAGAGAACCGAAUUACCUGAUGAUCAACAUUUUGGAAUUGAACCAAAGUAGCUCCGACGAAAACGAUUCGUCUUGCCCUCCAUCGAUCACAUCGAGAAAUGGUAACAUUCGUCCUACUAGCAUUACGACAAACCUGACAGAUAAGACGUCAUCCGUUCGCACUGUGUUAACCGACAACACUCAAGAUCCUACCACGAUGGUGUCAACAUCCCCUGGUAAAAACGUAUCGACCAUUUCCACGGAAGAUACUUGCGUGCGGGGCGAUGGCCCGCCACCGUUUUGCCUCCGAGUAAUCAACAUAACAUGGCUGUCAUUUGCUCCUUUUAUUUUUCAGCCUAAGAACAACACGACAGAAACUGAAACGUUAGACGGUGUAUUCUACAGAAUAAUAGGGCGCGCUGUUCAGUUUUGUUGCAAACGUUUUGACUACAGAGGGACACGCUUGGAAUAUACCCACAAAGCGGAAAACAUAUAUACGUUACAUGCUAAUAUCUUUUAUGAUAAAGCUUCUGUAGGAAUGCCAGUAUACAUUGAAAAUGAGCGUUCUAACCAGACCUAUGGAGGUACAUUGGCAUUUAUCACAGUCCUUGAAUCUCCCGGGUUGGUUGUUAUUGGAAACAAAGACGAUGUCAAACAGAAUGAUUCGAAGCUUCUAUGGAAAACCAUUUACAACCAGUGGCCGAUUGUGCUCAUCUCAGUGUUGUUAUGCGCAAUCUCUGGUAUUUGUGUCUGGGCGCUGGUAAGUAUUAUGGCGCUUUUUGGGGAAAAUCCAAAUCUGGUUGGAAUAAAUACAUGGUGUUUACUAUUUGCAUUGGCAAACCGUUCGGUUCACGGUUUGGGCAAAUGGUGAACAAAAUUCAAGACUAGUAAAUUUCGUCCAGGAAUCGCGUUUACCUUUCAGAGUACAAAUCAGUUCCUUUUACCGAAAAAUGACCGCGAAGGCCUGGACAUGGUAUCAAAGAUGGUUUGAAGAAACGGAACACGAACUUCCUUUUGCAACAAUCCCACCGGGAAAAACGGUUCUACCUUUUCAGACGUUAAUAUGUUACUUUCGGAAACUUUCCACCUAAACGACCCAAGAAAUCGUGUUCCAUUUACUUUCCAACCGGUUUUACGGAAACUUCUUGUAAAUGAUAAACAACCACAUUUGCUUCAUUUUCAGCCCUAUUUACAACGAGAUGGAGUAAGUUUCUAAACGGAAACUGUGUUGUCGGUAGGGAAUGAAGAACUCAAAACUGAAUUGAUAAGGUGGCAAGAUUGACCACCAGAAAAGAUACGCAAUAUAAUAUUUGGCUCCUGCUGGCACUUCCUUAUUUGGCUCAAACGAAUAUACAAUGCUGCGGGAUGUGAUCCUUGCUGCUGCGCGGCCGACAUUAUAGUGUGACCGGUUUUUAGAAUCAAAAAGCUAACUGACUCCAAAUUUAAAGUGACAAACGUUCUUGGACAAAGUCCUAUAUUUAGGCCACGAAAAAGGGUCUCUUUUCUUAAAUUAAACAGGGUAGCAAAAUGAAGGGUUAUGGCAUGGUUUGAUGGCUUCAGUGGCACAGCCCCUACACAAACUACCCUUCAGUGGUUUCCCGCCCCGGGUUUGUAGACCUCUGGCUCUGACGAAGCCACUGUUUGAAUACCUGUGGCCCGUUUAGCGUAUCAAGGUACAUGAUGUAAACACAUUGUGGUGUAAACGUACAAGCGAACUGGCGUGUUUACAACCAACCAAGCAUAUCCAGUUGAAUUUGUCAAGUGCAAAGGCUAAAUAGAUAAUCCUUUAAUUUUUGUUUUAUUUAACAGGAUACAAUAUGGAAUACAGAUGAAUUCCCUCGUCGUUUUCAUCGUGGGGCAUUUGAAGGUUUCUGGUGGGCCUUCGUUACCAUGUCAACCGUUGGGUAAGUGAAUCAAAAUUCAACUGCACGAUCACUAAUAAAAGCAAAUUUAGGCAAUGCACUUCCACACGAAUCCGGAACACUAAAACCACAUUAUUGGUAUUUGCACUGAACAGCAAUAUUUGUUGUGGUGUAUCCGAUCCGGUUUGGAUUCACCCAUCCUUAGGAAUACACUACUACGACUUACAUUAUUUUGCUAAUUACUAGCUACUAGGCGUGCGCAAAAACCGAACUCGCGAUGUGAUUUCGCGGUAUUUUUGAGUUUAUGUAGUACUUGACUUCAAAAAUAUCCUGUUGGCAGCCGUCUACACGAAAUCACCAAAAGCUUCGGAUCAGAAAAAAAAUCCACUCUGGAGAACGGUUUCAAACACAUGCGGUUUCGAUGUGCAGACAGCUGAUUCGUUUAAAAGAAGUACGCGGUUUUUCAAAGUAUCCGCACAUAAAGUGCUUUACGCAUAAAAGUGACUGGAAAGAAUAAGAAAUCUUCAAUGUCAGCCUAACGCUUAGUGCUUGGAGGUUUCUUGUGCAAAAAUGUUACGCCUUUGCAUUCUUUGCAUGCUACGUGCCUGCCAGUUAACUAAACAAAGUUCGUAUAGAGUGUUUUCACUCACGUGGCCAGCAUCUAUGCAAAUUUAUUGGAACAAAAGAAAGCGUUUGCAUAAGAAAAGAGUUCAACUCCCACAGGACCCGUUUGGGACACCAACAUGGCCGCCGUUUCAUUGUUUUGGGACACCAACAUGGCCGCCGUGACGUCAUGUGAAAACACUCUAUAUAAUUUAUGUGCCCUAAUUUGCAUACAGCAAUUUCUAUAUGGUGGUUGGAUGACAACCGGUCAAUUAACUUACAAUAGGGAUCAAUUUAAUAAAAAACUUUUACACGUGUAAUUUACAAGUGUAACUUACCGCAUUUUUGACCAAAUCUUCCUUUUUGAACCGUUUUUCGGCCAGUUAGCAUGGGAAUAGCUAAAAAAAAAGAGGUUUGAAACAUUAAAAACAUAAUUUUCUGCUAAUUAGAUGUAAGCAGCUUUUUUGUUUUUCGCGCAUCCGCAUAAGCCAAAAUUUGGCGAAUCUAUUUCGAUGUCUUUUCUCUUUUCUUCUUUUCCUCUUUGCCUUUAUUUUUAUGGCCAUUUUUGUUGCCCACUUUAUCGUCUUUCUUAAUUUCGCAUGAAAGUUUGGCUGCCUUACUCUCCAAUUAAGGGACAAAUUUAAUAUGCAAAGAAUUUUGGUUAAAUAGCAAAAUUGGCAGUGGAUUUUUUCCCCAAAUGUUGCUUAAAAUGUGUUUUUGUCUGUAACUCUGUCAGGAGUGGCCAAAAUGUUCUAAAUGAGGUACCAGUAGAAAGUUCUAUCCUCGCUCAUUACCAUUUUAUUCACAGCUUAAAUAGAAAGCUUAAUGGAUACAGGAAGGAUAAUAUGCAUGGGUUCAUAUGGAACAAAAACGACCAAAGCGGACGUUAAAGAGCCGUCAGUUGAGAAUGAAAAAAAUGUAGUAACGAGAAGAGAUUUCUUGCUCAACUUGAAUUUGCUAUUUUUGAAAAACAACUGGCAUUUACUUUUGCUCAAUUUAAAGUGAGGUUUUCAUGGGCUUAGGAUGAAAAUGGAUAAUAAUGACGAAUUUUAUUCCUUGAUGUUUCCAGCUGGUUUUAAUUUUUUAUAGUUUUUAUUCGACGUUAUUUCGUUCGGUAUCUUCAUAAGAACCCAUGUAGUUUAUCUUACAGUGUAUUUGUCAAGCAUUCUCUGAAAGAAAGGUGCCUUUAAAGGGUUUUCACACACAUCUUCACACAGUGCUCUCGUUUUCCCCAUUACGUCCUUCUUAUCGGCGCUUCGGCGUCCCACUACUACAACUGUACAGACUUUAUCAGAGAGCGGCAUUGAGACCUGUUGAAAAAUAAGCUCUUCUUGUUUUAAGGUACGGAGAUAAAGCUCCUAAGUCAGUUAUUGCUCGAUUAUUCUCCAUCGUGUGGAUCGUGAUUGGACUUACAGUGUGUUCAGUUUUGACAGCUACUUUUACCACAGCACUCGCCACAGCAGCUGUCAAAGAUGUAGACCUGGUGGGAAAGAAGGUAUAAUAUUCAUUAUAAAAAAUUACUCGGAUGUUUCCUUUUGCUAUUUUCAUUGAUUAAAAUUAUCGUUUGCACAUUUAUGAGCUUAAUAGUCUGUGAAAUGGGCAUUAAAGGUUUGUGGACUCUGUGGGAUGGAGGCUACCUUUGUAGAACUUUAAAGAACAUAUCGAUGCAAAACUGUUGAUUUAAGAUUGACGUCAAUCGUAAAUUAUUCUACUACUGAUAAAGGGAUGCAUUGAAGUUACGCGAAAAAGCGGCGGAAAUUAAACAUGUAAGCAAGUUUUGACCUUGGAAAUAUUUAGAAUGAAUAAUGCGAAGAAUAAUAAAAUAUUCAUUUGGCUUAGCUUGUUUCUUCAAACCAUAUUCAGCCUUUUCAAAUAAUUGCCGUUAAAUCCUCCGGCUAAUUCUUUUUAUAAAAUAACCAGUUAGGGCUAACCAAAUAUGGAACUCGUUUGCUACAUCCGAUAAAAUGACAUCAAUACUAUCCGAUAAACGCCAGAAAAAGGGACGGCAACCGAGAGGCCCUGGAGACGAGGUUGCAUUGUCUUGGUAGAAGAGUAGAAAAUGGCGGAAACCUAAAAAAAUUAUUGGAUUCCGCUUAAGGGUGAUCUGAAGAAAUGUGGUGCAGAUCUCGGAGUAUGUUAUCCGCUUUGACUGAUAACUCUCUCCUAAAAAUUAUCUGCUAUAUUCCUUCAGAUCACAGUACUCAGCCUCAUCCAAUAAUUACUAAGUGAUAUGUUACGUUCUCUUGAUUGUCCAUACUGCAGAUUGCUGUGUUGAAGGGAAGUCUAGCAUUCCAAGAAGUUAUCAAACAGGGAGGAAACCCAACACGUAAGAUUAACAUGACUAACUGGUCGUAUACACGUGUUUAAUUAUUAACGACAGUUCGUUUAUUCCGUUCCCGCUUGCGGGAUGAGCACUGAACGGAAAAUAAUCCCGUGUCUUGCUCUAUUUACUAGCUUUUUCACCAUUAAUUUUAUACUUGGGUAGCACAUCACAGCUUUCUUAGUCUAAACACCGGUUUGAACUUGAAUUUGGAAAUCAUGGUUUUUGCAAAUGUCAUCUUGCAUAUUUUUUAAAUUAAAAUAGGGACUCCAUUGAAAUGAUUCGCUUGGUUCUCUUGAACAGAACGUAACUCAGCCUAAAAGUUCCAAUUCAUAGUUGUAACCGGUUCCUGUGGGUCACGUGCUGGCAGGCCAGUUCAUUCUGAUGUAACAUACGACUAGUUCCCUUGAUGUUUUGUGGAUAUUCCCUCAAAUCCAGAAAAAAAUUUAUGCUUGAGGUUCCAAGCGCCAAUAGCUCUCAAGUAUUGUAACUGCAUAUUUAAUCAUGUGACAUGGGAAGUUACGCUAUAUAUAACAUUUAGUUAAUUGUAAAUUGUAGCUCUUGCGCGUUGGGGAUCUUAAAAUUCCUCUCUCUUAACGAGAUUGUUUGUCUUCAUUCUUCGUUUAUUUUCUCAGUUUUUGAAAACUUUGAAGACAUGCGAAAAGCUCUCCUAAAUAAGAAUGUGACAGGUAUAAUGGAUGAGAUGUACCACGGACUUUACUGGAUGCACCAAGCUAGAGAUUCAAGACUGGCUGUGGUUAAGAUGAUUGAGAGAGCACGUUCUUAUGGCUUCGCAUUCAAGAAAAACACUAUCUUUGAAUGGCCGGCUGAGGAGUGCAUUCGAAAACUUAUUUUGUAUCGCAGAGAGGAUCUCUACUCUGUUAUGAAACAGUUCAAGGAUGAAAUGAAGGUAAUUAGGUUUAAUCAAUGGAAGUAAUUGACUGAGCUUCUUUCGCUAACUUUUUAAUCAACUAACUAUUGCUCAUUGACACCAAAGCAAUACCCAAUAAAACAAAGGGAUAACUACGACAUAUUAUGGGUUGGGGCGUGGCCGAGUGGUCAGCGCGUCGGAUCUGCAAUCCGGCGGUUUCGGGUUCGAGUUCCCCUACGGUCACUGGCUGGAUUUGUUCGGUCACGGCUGUUCCAAAUUCAAAUCCUCUUCCACGCUUGUUAAUACCUCCUGCUAGUUUGGUUUUAACCCCGUUAUGUUCUAUUUGGAAUAUUUGUUUCCAGUUUAGACAUUAUUCACGAUAUCACCAUAUUUUCAUGCUUUGCAUUUUUACGGUUGACGGUCAGUUGGUUAACUCUUUCAAAGCGAGAAAACAAUUUUACUCAUGGCAAAUGUACAAUUCCAGAAUUGAUAAGUUUUACUGAUAUCUCAUUACAUUGCUUGCUAUGAGGACAUCUGUGUUCGCUAUUGCGUCCAAAAAAGUAACAACGAUCACGUCACCCAUACGUUUCCAUUAUGUCGUAAAGAUAAAAAGUUCUGUUGUCUAGAAUAAAAUAAACGUGACUGCCAUUUCUUGUAUUGGCAGAUUUAUCACUUGUUUGUCCCCAGAGAAACCACGUGACAUCGCUUCUAUCCCAUCGGGCCUUUAGCAAAUGCAAGGAUGGCGGGUAUCGUGAAUAAGGUCUAAGUGGUGCACUUGUAAAGUUAAGCUGAAAAGCUAAAUGCAGUUCCACUGCACAAGUUGUUAACUUUGCUUUACGUUUUACGCCCUUCCUUCAUAGCCUUGGACGUCAACAACUGCACGUCAAUAGUUCCAAAAGUCUCACUUUCAAAACGAUUUUAAUUGCAAAACCAUUCAAUUUAUUUCAAUGGGGAUAAAAAAUCAUUUUCAUAUCACUGGAUAUGCACCUCGCUAAUAAAACAGCCUAAGGGCAACUCGGAAAUGGUCCUAUUGCUUCCUUUCUUUAACAACAAAAAAGCUCUUUGCUCAUAUUAUUAAAAUUCUAUUUUAAGGAAAAACUCUCCACCGCAAUGGAUGAUGACGGGUUUUCUCUAAUGGACAGGAAUUCUCCUGCUUUUUGCGCCCUUGUUACUUCAUUGAUAAUCUUCUUGGGAGCACUGAUCGCAGCAAUCCGCCUCUGUGAACUGCUUUUCUAUCUAUACCAGAGAUUUGUAAAGAAGAAAAAAAGUGAAGGAAUAGAAGGUGGCUAAUAUCUUAUCAUGUCUCUCCUUUUCUAAUACUUCUUCGAUUUUUUUUUUUGCUACUUUUAAUUUAGAGCAAAACUCCGCUGAGUUCAGUCUAGGCCUCCCACAGCCCCACCCAGCCCCCACCCCCGACGCCUUCAAUACCACCACUUAUGUACCUUCUAAGAUAUUGAUGCUCAAUAAAACCCGAUUUGGAGCGAGGUCGCCAAAAAAACUUACUCAAGAAACGACAGAAUCAGAAUUGGAAUCGCAAGCGGAGUCGUAAGAGCGCUUAUGACCUUGUGAAAAUCUAAAAUUGGAGUCGUAAGCAGAGUCACAAGCGGGACCGAAUGGGAGUCGGACGAAUCGGUACGUUUUCAUUUUCUUCCGAUUCCGCUUACAACUCCGUCCUUUACUAUCUAGUGAAAACCAGAUUGUCGGAGUCGGAGGCAGAAGCGGAAGAAUAAACCAAUCACGACGCUAAUUCCAACCCUUUGUGAUUAGUUUAGAUCUUCCGCUUCUGUUUGCAACUCCGACAGCCUAAUUUUCACUCGAUCGUAAACGACGACGUCGUACGCAUCAGGAAGCUGUUUUCACUGGAUCGUUAACUGGAUCGUUAACUUCUGAUUUCGACUCCGACACCGACUCCGUCGCUAGUGAAAACCUGCCUUAAAUGCCCUUUCAGUUAUCAAACAAAAAUGUAGUCUGGCUGAGCUCAUGACUAGAUACGUGUCCUUAUAUGUUAUACCUAAAGGGAUAAAAUAAAAAUUUGUGAGGUAGAACGGAUAAGCAGGACUAAACCGCUAACAAUAUGUAUGAAUUUUGAUUCAUUCACAGAUAAUGUCCAGCUCUCGUGCAGCCACUGCAAAGCUCCACCAAAGAUGAGUUGCUGGAAAAUUCAUAAAGAGAAGACAAAACAGAGCCAUGGAAACUUCCAAUCACAUAACGACACUCGAGUUCAAGAUCCUUUGCCCUCCAUCAUUUGAGUUCUCAAUUCUUAACUUGAAACUUAACUAAAAUUUAUUUCAAUUAGGUUCCAGUAUAGGUGGGGGAGGAGGAGGGCGUUACCUUUAAAGAUGCUUCAGCUAUAUAAAAAUAAACCUUCGUACUCUAGCGAGAAACAGCAGGAACAAUGGCAAUAUUCUAAAAGAUAUAAUGGUGGCAGUCGCCUCAGCAGGCUUUUUUAUUAGAUGUCAAAACCUGACGAAACUCCCAAGCAAUUCCAGGGUAUAGUUUUAAACAAGACCAAAUAAUUCAGCAAGUAAGCACACACUACCAACUCCGCGGUAUGGCCAUGCAGUACCUUGAGCCUGUACACAGCCAUAUCAUUGGGAUUUGGCAGCCAUUCACUGCUGCUUCGUCCUUAUUAGGACUUAUCAGCAUGCCGUUGCCCAAGGUAAAGGGUCUCACUAGGUGAUCUCUGACCCCCUCGUUUACUGUCGAAGAGAGUGCGAAAAUGCACUCCAUGGACAUCAAGUUUCUCCAUCUAACAACUGAUAUCAAUACAUAAUCAAGUAGAAAGGUUACCCUAAGAAUUUAUAAAAUAACACCAAAAAGAUAAUGCUUUGAUCUUUUAACAAGUUCUCUCCACUAGUUUUUUACGGAAAUGCAUUGAGAUCAGACCUGCGAAUUUGUAUAUGUAUAUUGGGACUUAAAGGGCUUUAAGUUGCCAGCCUUCCGUGGCUGCAACUACGAUCUGUACCCGGAUGAUGUGGCUGUGCCCAUGCUUUACAUGUGUGUGUUUCCUUCACUUAAUUUGGUCCUAUAGUUGUAAAGUAGUUUGCUUUCCAAAAUGAAUCUAUGUCAGGAUAACGAUCGCUAAGCGCUUCUGGGAAAUAGAUAAUCAAACUGUAAGUGGUGCCCGUCUUGCAUUGUAAGGCGCAAAGAGAAUUAUGUAAUACGAUUAAAAAAAUGUUAAAUUUGACUGUUUAUAGCGUUGCAAUAAUCGCGAGAGAAUUACAUAAAUGGAGAAAACAAAACGUAGCAAAAUCGUAUGAAAAUAACAUAAAAUCGCAACUACAAACUCUCCGUAACCGAAAUAAUUUGAGGAAGUAAAUUCCUCUAUUCCUUUCUCCUAAUAUCUUCCUUUUGUUUAAUGAUUUUUUCAAGUUCGUACAAAAGAAACAUUCAGUCUAG